CGGCCACCAGGGACAGCAAACAGGCAAGGCCAUAAUUAAAUAGCAACAAGGCACAAGGACUCGCAGUAGUCAUAAACAGGCCAAUGUCGCGCACAACCGGGGAAAGUCCGUCUACGGUGACGUGCCCCAGCUGUGGCAAGGAAGUCCUUCUCGAUGCAUUGAACGGGCACCUUGACUUGUGUCUCGAGACCAUUGAUGGAUCUAAGCCGGAUCCAUCUCCGCCGUCCGUAAAUAGAUCCAGCCAGGAUGCCAACGGUACGUGCCGAAUACCGGGAAUUUUUGGAGGGCGAGGCAAUAGGGCUCCAACUGCAGCGCAACCUUCUGCUCAGAGCUCUUCCAAGCGCGGGCACGACGGUGAAGCUGAUGCUCCCAACCGAGGCACCAAAAGGCCGACUUUCCGGUCUGUUGAUGUGAACUCAAGUAUUGAACCGCUUCAGCCAGGUGCAAGCACCAGCAAGGUCGGGCCACCCCCUUUAAAUCAGCCGAAAUUGGCAGUUAACAGCUCCAAACAGCGCAUGAUUGAUGCGCAGCCGCUCGCAGAGCGCAUGCGCCCGACCCAUCUGGAUGAAUUCACGGGUCAAAUGGAAGCAGUCACUGCGCUCAAAGGGUUGAUGAGGCAACGCAGACUCCCGUCCAUGAUCUUCUGGUCGCCACCUGGAACGGGCAAAACGACUCUGGCGCGUGUGUUGGCAAACGAAAUGUCUGCUAUGGGGUUGCCGUAUCGCUUCGUCGAAGUUUCUGCGACGACUACUCAUACGAAUGAUAUCAAGAAAAUAUUUGAUGAGUCUGUGAAUAGGCUGCAGUUGUCCGGCCAGCGUACCAUCCUCUUCGUGGAUGAAUUUCAGCGGAUCAACCGUGGGCUGCAAGAUAUUUUCCUGCCAGCAGUCGAGAGUGGACGCAUCACACUGAUCAGUGCAACGACCGAGAAUCCAUCAUUUCGAAUCGUCGGAGCACUGUUAAGCCGAAUGAGAGUACUUGUGCUCAAAAAGCUCAGCGGUGAAGAUCUAUUCAAGAUACUCGUGAGAGCUCGUGACAAAGCCUUUCACCUCGGUAUCGCACUGGGCGCGGUCAGCGCCAACGCUGUCGCUCCUUCAGAUCCUGUAUCUACGACUCGAAAAACGCGGCCACGAGACGAAGUUCUCCGGUAUAUCGCCGCAAAUGCUGACGGUGACGCGCGCUCAGCUUUGAACAGCCUUGAACUGGCCAUGGCAGUCACGCAAGAUUCAGACGAAGAAGAGGAUCCACAGGCGACAAUUCAGCGACUAAAAGGCGCCGUGCGAUCUGCAUUGCAGUACGAUCGCAGCGGCGACAACCACUAUGACACCAUCUCUGCCCUUCACAAGUCAAUAAGAGGGUCGGACGCCAAUGCGGCCAUGUACUGGCUCGCACGUAUGGUGGAGGCUGGAGAUGACCCGCUUUACAUCGCUAGAAGGCUCUUGGUUGCAGCCUCGGAGGACUGCUGCGGAAACCCGCAGGCAUUACAAAUGGCAACAGCAACGUACAUGGCAGUGCAGGUCGUCGGGUUGCCAGAAGCCUCUGAGAACCUUGCGCAAUUGGUUCUGUAUCUAGCCGAAAGUCCGAAGGAUACUAGAGCUUACAGAGCAUGGCAAAGGGCCAGUCAGGCAGUCAAAGACGAAGCAAGCUAUCCGGUACCUCUUCACAUACGCAACGCUCCCACAAAGCUCAUGAAAGAUCUGGACUACGGAAAGGAGUAUCGCUAUGAGCCCCGUUACCUUCAUCCUAUCGUGCAAUCCUUCCUGCCUCCUGAAUUACAGUCACGCCGAUUUGUUUCUCCAGAACCAGGAGCAACAUUACUGCAGGGAGAAGGCAAGGGCAGGGGGAAUGCGGCGGUCAUGCCCUCGGCGCCGAUAGUGUUGAGGGCACGGGACGGUACUGGGCCUGCCGCUUGUCAGCGCAUCUUUGAAGCAGGCAGCCGCGUGGUUGACCUUGAUUUGCUCGAGGAAUGGGAGCGAGAGAAGAACGAUGGGCAUCCUUGGGAGGGAAGGAAGCAGCUCAUUGGCCAAAUCGCGCUUCCCACCCAGAGAGAUGGGGAUUCAUGACUCAAAUGCAUGUUUCCGAAUGUCCUUUUUUCUCGUCACGUUACAUGACUGACGUCACCUAAACCUUCUCAGACUGCUCAGCUGGUGGCUCCCAUCGAACGCUCCAUUGAUCGUAUGGGGCGAAUCGAUCGACAGCAAAGUAGUCCGGCAGAUAUCGCGGGAAGUACAUGUGCUGGUUGUACACCAUCGCUGUCGGCGCGUAGAAAUGCCACGGGUAUCUGUUAAAGGAAAUGGUCAAUCAGUUCCAUUGCAGGUUGAGGCGCGUGCUUGAACACUCACUGCCAGGAGAGCGGCAGACUGUCGUUGCUCAUCCUUUGCGGACGGGGGUCCGUAUCCGGAUCCAGCUGGUAGCCGAUCGGUGGGAUUCGCAGCUUGAUUGUCUGCAGCUCUGUGUCGGAUACGGUGAAUCGACUGACUCGCACAUAGCCGACACGCUCAAGCGCACGGAAGCCGAUGUAUUCGCACCAUCGAUCCAUAUCGGUCGGG
Messenger RNA from Tilletiaria anomala UBC 951, 2546 nucleotides. Its product is annotated as P-loop containing nucleoside triphosphate hydrolase protein. Gene Ontology annotation, cellular component: nucleus. Gene Ontology annotation, molecular function: DNA binding; enzyme activator activity; single-stranded DNA helicase activity. The record is from RefSeq and is a predicted model, not a curated record. The coding region runs from base 84 to 2060 and encodes 658 amino acids. NCBI's taxonomy places the organism in Eukaryota, Fungi, Basidiomycota, Exobasidiomycetes, Georgefischeriales, Tilletiariaceae. Gene Ontology annotation, biological process: regulation of DNA repair; DNA repair; DNA-templated DNA replication. The transcript is spliced from 8 exons.